Messenger RNA from Syngnathoides biaculeatus (alligator pipefish), 2243 nucleotides. RefSeq names its product intraflagellar transport 52 homolog (Chlamydomonas) (gene ift52). Lineage: Eukaryota; Metazoa; Chordata; Actinopteri; Syngnathiformes; Syngnathidae. Gene Ontology annotation, cellular component: intraciliary transport particle B; cilium; centriole. The transcript is spliced from 13 exons. The record is from RefSeq and is a predicted model, not a curated record. The coding region runs from base 497 to 1810 and encodes 437 amino acids. Gene Ontology annotation, biological process: intraciliary transport; cilium assembly.
GAUUGUAGCAACCCUGGGAUGAGACGAAGAAGAAGCGGUUGCUAAGAUUGUAGCGUACAUGGUAACCAAUUUCUUCAACAGUUACACAAAACAAUGAACUCUUUUGGAUACAAAUACUUAGCGACGAAAGCGUGUAGCGCAAAUGGAAUUGGAUUGUCCCCGUAUUGAUGAGUUGGGUGGAAUUGAGCAGAUACAAUAAUGAGGCGCAUUGGAAGCUAACAUUCUAACCCGCUCGCUCUGCAGAUAAUCAUGAUUUACAAUUAAGAGUUAGCACGGCUUUGGGCUAAAACUGUAGCUUUGCUCCUUGCGGAAUCUUCACAAACACAAUCUAAAGAAAACCAACAUUUUACCAACUGGUGGACAAACGUGCUAACUUGAUACAGAAUAGCGUUGAAUAAUAAUAAGCAAAAAAAAGUUGAGUCGGGUUUGUCGAAACCUAAUCGUGAGUGAAUAGAUUCGUACAAGAGCGAAUGUGUAGUGGUCGAACCUUUUUAAUAUGGAACAGCACAAUACUGUUGUCUUCAACGCCUCAAAAAGAGAGUGCUUUACCACCAGCAGUGGAUACAAAUCCAUGCAGAAGCACAUUCGGACUCAAUGGAAAAUUCAAAGUAUGAAGGAAGAGCUGUCAUCGGACAAACUAAAAGGUGUCAAGUUGUGGAUAACAGCAGGCCCAAGAGAGAAGUUUACAGCAUCAGAGCUGGAAGUUCUGAAACACUACCUGGAUAAUGAAGGAACUGUCCUGGUCAUGCUUGGGGAAGGAGGAGAAAAGAAAUUUGACACAAACAUCAACUUUCUCUUGGAAGAGUUUGGAAUUAUGGUUAACAAUGGUGCAUAUGAAUAUAAUGUUCCUCAUCACUGUUGGUAUUACAAGUACUAUCAUCCCAAGGAAGCACUUGUGUCUGAUGGUGUGUUGAACAGGGAGAUCAGCCGGGCUGCUGGCAAGUCUUUGUCAGGAAUAACUGAAGAUGACAAUGUUGGAAAUAACACACAGGCUCUCUCUUUUGUGUACCCAUAUGGUGCCACACUGAAUGUGAUAAAGCCGGCUGUGGCUGUUCUUUCAACUGGGUCUAUCUGCUUCCCCCUCCAUCGUCCUGUCGUUGCCUUCUAUCAAGGAAAGGAGACGGGUAAACUGGUAGUAGUUGGUUCUUGCCACAUGUUCAGUGAUCAAUUCAUUGACAAAGAGGAGAAUAGUAAAAUCUUGGGUGUUGUGCUCCAAUGGCUCAUGACUGACACUAUUCAGCUGAAUCUGAUUGAUGCAGAAGAUCCAGAGAUCACAGAUUACACCAUGUUGCCACACAUUGGGUGUUUGUCAGAACAACUCACGCAGUACUUCCAAGAGGGUGACGAAAACCCCAGGGACUUCACCUCUCUUCUGGAUGUUUCUUUUUUCAGUUUGUCAACAGACACUUUACCCCAAGUCCUCAGUGUGUAUAAGCACCUUAAUGUCAAAGAUGAGCCACUUCAGCUGAUCGCACCACAGUUUGAGAGCCCCCUCCCUCAAUUGCAACCUGCUGUCUUCCCUCCAAUCUUGAGUGAUUUGUCCCCACCGACGCUGGACCUGUUUGAUUUAGAUGAAGCUUUCUCUUCAGAGAAAGUGCGCUUAGCACAGCUCACCAAUAAAUGUACAGAUGAUGACCUUGAGUUUUAUAUAAGGAAAUGUGGUGAAAUUCUGGGCGUGACUCCCAAGUUGGACAAAGAUCAAAGGGAUGCAAAGCACAUACUGGAACACAUUUUCUUCCAACUUGCAGAGUUCAAGAAACUCAAUCAAGAGCACGAUGCCAACUCAGAGGCACGGUUCAUCCCAUCUUGACUUGGAUUGAACAUUACUUUUAAUAUUCCAGACUUUUUGACAAACACUACCAUUACCAUGCUGCUGAUGUAGGCAUAUUUGUUGUCAGCCGCAACAAGCACAAUAGUGUUUUUGGAUUAUCUUUAUAUUUUAUACGUAUGUAUAUUAAAAUGCUAACAAUAUUGCAAAUAUUAAAGUAAUUAAAGUCAUUGGUACAUUCCAUAAAUCCCGAAGAACAUUUUUUUGUUGAAUAGAUACUUUUCACAAGACGUCAGGAGUCACAUGACUUUUGUUUACGACGCCCACUGGGCAGCAAAACUACAAUACAACUCGCGUUUUUUUGUGAUCUUUUUGUGACUAUUGGCUUGCUUAUAAGCGUGUAACGGCCUUUUCAUCAUGGUAUUUCUUUGUGUGGGUACUGGUUGUUAGAAAUAAACACUUAAGUUAUUGUCUA